UCAGCAAUUUUCACGGACGUCUGACGUCAAUUCCUCGACGAAGAAGAGAAGAGACGGCGACGAAGAAGAAGAGGGAAGGAAAACUUCACUCACUUCGGAAGAAACCAUUUUGAAAAUUCCCUACAAAUUUUACGCGAAUGACAAGCGCGGAGCGUCGCGAGGAAAGCCCGCUCGUGAAUAGGCAUGCUCAGCCGCGGACCAGAGCACCCUGCAGCCGCCUGCCGCCACCGAUGCAGCGCGCGGGGGGGGAACUGCGACGGCCCCACCAAACAUCCACCAGUGAUGGCCUUUGCUGAAAAGCAUACCUCCUGCCUCCACCAGUGCAGCACAUAAGGACACACACGUGCACAUACACACACACACACUCACACACACUCACACACACACACACUCAUGGUAUCCACAGAUACUGGAUUUUACCACACUGUGCUGACCAUCACAUACGUACACAUUUGCACACUGUGUCUGGCACUUCCAGAAGUUUGACCACACACAUACACACACACACACACUCACACCCCCCCACACACACACACUCACGGCCACCCACACACACCAUGUACAGUGUGGAAGACCUGCUCAUCUCCCAUGGCUACAAACUGUCUCGGACCUGCCCCCCCGUGCCCCCCCCUUCCCACACUGCGGCCCCCCCCUCCUCCUCCUCAGCGCCUCUGGACAACAACAAGCAUCGCCAUGGCAACCUGCGCCGCGACAUGGACCCCCGGCCCGGGGGAGGAGGCGGGGCCUUCAACGGCGUGGGGACAGAAGGCGGGGCAGAGGGGCGGGCAGAGGCUCCAGGGGGCGGAGCCAUCCAGAGAGCAGAAGGUGGGGAGAUGGUGGAGCGCCUCCAGAUACAGAGGCGGAAGGACAUGCCGCUCAGUUACCUUGGUGACCUGCAGCCCCUUGGAGACUCCUUGGCGACGGACAGCGGGUUCUAUGACGCGCCCAGCCUGACGUUCUCGGAGCACCCUGAGGAGCGGGACGUAUCGUACUGGCGGCGGCGCGGACAGGACUUCAGUGCUCUGCUGGACUACGCUGACCCCCGUGAGCUGCGUCUGUCUGGGGGCCUGUGGCGCGGCGGCGUGGGGUUCGCCCCUGAGGAGCUGAGAGCUGAUAGGCCGGUGGCGCGCUGGGAGGAGCCUCCGAGCUGGCAGCAGAGGGAGCCGGCGGCUGCGGCGGUGUUGGCGGCGGCGGACUCGGGGCCAGAGACGCUGCGUGUGAGUGUGACCGGUGACAGGAAGUGCCAGAGCCUGGGCACGGAGGAGUGGCGUCCGGCCGUGGGGCUCGGCCGCCAGCUGUCCGACAGCGAAGCAGAGCGCUGGGCUCAGGAGCAGCAGCUGCAGCUGCGUCUGCGGCCACAUGAGGGCGCUGUGGUGCCUGUCGUCCGGCAGAAGUCCCAGUCCCUCCCACGCGUGCUCUCGCCCGAGGACCCGCAGUAUGCCGACCCCCCCUCCACUGGCCCCCCCGCCCUGCCCAUCGCCCCGAGACUGAACGGCAGCGCCCUGUAUGGACGUUACCCCAGCGACUGGGCCAGUGGUGGGGAGCGGUGGGCUUGUCAAGGUCAAGUUCAAGGUCAAAGUCAGAGUCAAUUGCAGAGCCAAGGGCAAAUUCAAGGGCAGAUUCAGAGUCAGAGUCACUUCCAAGGUCACGGGAGCACUGCAGUCGUACCAAAGCCUCGGUUCAGCCGGCCUGUGAAGCCCCCGUCUUACGAAACCCACCAGCAGAGCCGGGGUAGCUGGGAGACCCUGUCCUCUGAGCCCGCGGCCAAACACAGGGACAGGCCACUUGCUUAUCCCCAGAACAUAGAGCCUCUCAGAGACCGAUCCCUUUGCCUGUCACAGAGUUCAGAGCCUCUCAGAGACCGAUCUCUUUGCCUGUCACAGAGUUCAGAGCCUCUCAGAGACCGAUCCCUCUGCCUAUCACAGAGUUCAGAGCCUCUCAGAGACCGAUCCCUCUGCCUAUCACAGAGUUCAGAACUGCUCCGAGACCGGUCACUCUGUGUCUCACAAAGCUCGGAGCCUUUCAGAGAUCGGUCACUCUGCCUCUCUCAGAGUUCAGAACCACUUAGGGACCGUUCACUUUGCCUCUCUCAGAGUUCAGAACCACUUAGGGACCGUUCCCUUUGCCUAUCCCAAAGUUCAGAACCCCUCAGAGACCGGUCGCUUUGUCUAUCCCAAAGUUCAGAACCAUUACGUGACCGGUCACUCUGCCUGUCUCAGAGCUCAGAACCGUUGCGAGACCGACCCCUUUGUCUCUCACAGAGCGCGGAGCCCUUGAGGGACCUACGAGACCGGCCAUUAUGUCUGUCUCAAAGCGCAGAACCCCUCAGAGAUCUCAGAGACCUUAGAGACCGGUCCAUUUGCUUCUCGCAGAGCGCAGAACCUCUCCGGGACCUCAGAGACCGGUCCAUUUGCUUCUCGCAGAGCGCAGAGAUCCUGAGAAUGGACGUGAGACCCGACCUGUUACCCCACGACCUCUACGGCUCAGGGGUCGAGCCGCCGGGGUACAACCCCCCCCCCUCGUACCGCAGGAUGCCCCCGCACAGGGGCCUGAUCAGCUACCGCGCGGAUGCGGCGCACCUCCGGUGGAAGCGCGAGCCUGUGAGUGCCGAGAUGGGCAGGUGGUUCUCUCGGCAGCCGCCGGCCAUUACAUGGACCGACCACCGCUGGGACGACCGGAGCUUGGCCCUGGCCCGAAAGCCGCUGCCUCCGGCUCCGGCGGUUCCGGCUCGGACUGGCCUGGUACAGUACCUUCCCUUCGACGACCUGCGCAUCAGGCACAUUUCCGCAGGCGCCAGCAACAACGCUGUCGCGCUGCCGGACCCGACAGAAAAGAUGCGGCACCACGCGAACAAAGAUCUUCCCACUCCUCCUGCGGUUGUAGGACAAUCCACACAUGACAGUAGUGCCUUCCUGCCCGCACAGGUUGCCGGCGGCAACAACGCCGACGCCGGCCACAAACCAGCCCCCGGCGACCAGGAGCACGCUGGAGGCCGCUGGCAGUGGGGUGCGGCGGCCAAGCCCAGCGAGGCUGUAGCAGUGGACCAGAGCGUCCCCAAGUUCCACGCCACCUUCCCAGCGCGACCCCCUCAGCCGGCCAGGAUAGAGCGACCACCCGAGCCGCCCAAACGGCCUGAGAAGUUACCGGAACCACCGAAGCGGCCUGACAGGCCACCGGAGCUGCCUAAAAGGCCGCCGCCGCCGAUCGAGAGACCCGCCGAACAGCCGAAACGAACGGACGUGAGCGCGACGGAUCAGCAGGGCAAGGGUCCCAAGCCUCCUCCAGACAAAGGCUCGUCAGAGAGCCUGUCCCACAUGAAGAGGCCCGACCCUCCCCCAGAGCCCCCGCCUCCGCCGCCCCCCGCGCCGCCAGAGAAGCCCAAGAGCAUGAAGAGGAAGCUGAACGAGACCAUCUUCUGCCUGGUGUCCGUGCCUGCCGUGCUGGCGCAGUCGCACGCUGACGCAGCAUCUCGGGACCAGAACAACAAUGACGAGGAGAAGCUGCUGCCGGCAGACGAGGGCUCCCCGGUACGUGUGCCACCACCGCCCCCCAGCACCCCCAGCGAGAAGAGCAACACGCUGAGCUCUGGGCCCAACCAGAGCCUCAAGAGCACAUCCACCACCUCCACGGACCUGGAGCUGCAGGCGCUGACUGGCAGCGUGUCCAGCAGCCGCAUGUCGUCCACCCGGAGGCCCCACCACCACCACCACCGCCGGCGUGACUCCCGGCCCAGCAAGCCCAACCCCCACGAUGCACUGCGCCGGUACUCGGGUGCCUGGCCGGGGGACCAGUACCGCGACCAGGAGACACAGACGAGCCCAGAGCCAGCCAAAAGCGCGCCUGCAGCCACCGCUGGCACCACUGCUGCUCCCGCCACCACCACCACCACCACUGCUCCAGGUCCCGCCAACAACACGGAAGCACAACAGCCUGCAGCACCCACAGCACCCCCUGCAGGAGCCCCCGGAGCUGCCAGCGGUGCAGGGCCACCAGGCCCAGAGUGCCCCCCUCCUGACACAGGACCAGGAGCAGGACCAGAGAGCAGCAGCAGUGGAGGAGGUGGUGGUGGUGGUGGUGGCGGCAGCGGGACCCCCUUUGGGUACCCGAUGAAGGGCCAGAAGCGGCUGAAACCGUCCAGCAACAGCGCCUUCUCCCGGACAGGCACCUUCUCCAAGAGCACAGGGCCCCCGGCGGCCAUCAUGCCCGCCGCGCAGGGAGACGGGCCCACGAAGCCCGGUCCGGCCCCCUCCGAGGCGUUUGGCCAGUUCCUACUGAAGCCCGUGAGCCGUCGCCCUGGCGACGCCAUCGAGGAGCUGGAGAGCAUCCACAAGGAGGCCCAGGAGCAGACAGCAGGCAAGCGACCCAGCAUGGACCAGUGCAUCGAGGACCUCAACGAGGCCUACAAGGACAUCCUGGAGCUCAGCACUGCCAGCAACAACCUGGUCACCUUGCCUAGCCUGGCCAGCAACAGCCUGUCCUGCCUGUCCAACAACUUGGUCACCCUGCCUAGCCUGGCCAGCAACAGCAUGUCAGCGCUGGGCAAUAUUCACCACGGCUCCUCCAUGCUGAUUCCUGACCGCAUCAAAGCCAAGCUAGCAUCCAGCGAGCCCAUGGUUGGGCCGAAGCCUGGGGGUGGCAGCCUGCGGUCCGCCGGGCUGGAGAGCUGGGCAGGUGCGGUGCUGGGCGGUGACCCGGAGUAUCGAGAGGUGAAGAGUGCCUUCUCCCGACCGUCCACCGGCAAGAGCGUGAGCUUCAGCAAGCACCUGCGGGAGGAGAUAUGCGCCGCCGGCCCGUCCACCUCUUCAUGCUCCGAGACCGGCUUCCGUGACUACCGCUCUGUCGUGUCCGCCCUCUCCCAACGCCGCUCCAUGGACGGACGAACGGUCAACCUGGACUUCCCGCCGUCGAAGGACAGCCCGCCCAAAGACGAGGCUCCGAGCACGAGCACACAGCAGCAACCCCCUCCUGUCGCGGGCCCCAGUGGCCUUGCAGCGGCGGAGGUGCCCUGGGCUGACCGCCAACCCAUGCAGGACGCGUCCACCCUCACCAGCCCCCCCGACUACGAGCACAUAUGCCAGUCUCUGCAGCAGGGCCGAGACCCAGCCCAGGGGCCGCCGGUGGUCAAACCCAAAGUGCCCGGCGGUGGGGGUGGCGGUGGUGGGGCUGAGGGCCCUGUGGGGCCAGCAGGGGGCGCCGUGGCACGGGAGGAGUGCUGCUACUGCCAGAUGGAAGUCGAGAGGCUAAGGCUGGAGCAGAUGGCGGCGGCCACCGUCGCCAGGGACGACCAGGGCUCUGGGUUCGCUGUGGUAACGGUGGGGCAGGGUGGCCGCUUCCUCGGUGGUGAGGGUGAGGUCAUGGCGGUGCCUCCUGAUUGGAAGAGGCAGCUGUCUUUGGCGGAGAAACACCUGGAGACGCUCAUCACGGGAGAGAGGAGCGCCGGCGCAGAGGCUGAGCCUCCAGGAGAUGCCGACCUGCAGAUCGAUCCAGAACCAGCGCCAAGCGAGGACAAGCCCACGCAGACCCUGGCCAACCUGGACCAGAGAGACCUGGUGCCAGACGAGAAGAACCGGACCGGUUCUCCGACAGCAGAACCGGGUCCAGCUGAGCCCGGCUCCGAGGAGGAGGACGGACAUGAGGGCGGCGGCGGGCAGGAGCCGGUGCGCAUGCGGCGGGAGCCUUGCGCCGCGGCGGUACAUGCUUACCCCGGGCUUGACCCCGCCCUGCUGCAGGAGUUCCCUCCUGACAGACUUCCUCUGUCCGUGCCGCCCAAUCACAGCCGUCGACUCUCAUUGGGCCCAGAGCCAGAACGACGGGGGCGUGUCCCAUCUCAGAGAAUCGAGGCGCUGCAGGAGAGGCUGGCCUCAUCGCCAGGACGGGUUGCUAAGGAGAGGAUAGCCCGCAUGAAGGAGGUGGACUCGGUGUCGCGCAUCAGACGGCUCAGCCAACGCAGCACCAGCUGGGAUGGGGAGGAGACCGCCCCACUGCCCCAGGACACACACAACUCUCCCGCAGAUGUGACAGAGCUGAGCCACAUAGAGGACGUCUGACGCUGAGAGCCAUGAUCAUCUCCACACAAGGCCAAGGUCAUCUCCACACAAGGCCAAGGUCAUCUCCACACAAGGCCAAGGUCGUUUCUCCACAAGAGCAAAGGUCAUCUGUACAGACUGGCCAGCCUCCAGCACUGUGACCUGGCUAUGACCUCCGCAAGAAUGCCUUCACCUCAUAACCCUCUCACCUCUCCGCUCACUCGUACAUCUUCACACACACACACACACACACACACACACACACACACACACACACACACACACACACAAAUGUACAAAUGUGCACAAACAUGACACAUACACUCACACAAACACAGACAUACAUGCAUCCAACCCAUGUAGACAUGCAUAAGCACACAAACAGACACACACAAACACACAAACACACACACACACACACACACACACACACACACACACACACACACACACAGAAAUGGCCUUUUACUCCGACGAGAGCAUUGUGUAUGAGCCGCUCCUGGCCCGGGCCCUAGGUCCCCGCAAGUGCUGUCCCACUGCCAAAGGGAGCUGACCCUUAGCAACCCGCUCUAGCAACCACCUCCUCACCCCACUCACCAGCCCCCCCAGUGCUCCCCGACUGACUGACUGCCAUGGAAACCAUUUUCACCCCACCGUCCCCUAGCAUCCCAUAAUACCCCGUACACACACACACGCACACACACACACACACACACACACACACACACACACACAAUACACGCACACACACACACACACACACACACACACACACACACACACUCCUCCACUGCACGGAGCAAGUGGAGUGGCAUCUGUAGCGACGCUUCAUCUGUAGCGACGCUUCAUCCUGGGUGCGUACGGAUCCCAACCCCAAUCCCCAACCCCUCCCUCCUCUGCCUCAUUGCCCUUGUCUGUGUGGAAAUAUGAAUGUACCAAAAACACUCUGCUUCUGCCCCCCCCCCAUUGUCCUGGUCUGCGUUGUGUGAAGCCCGUCGGCUGAUCAGACGAGACCCCUCCCCCCACACCCCCCCAGAGUGCAGGGCAGGAGCAGAACAGCAAUGGAAUGGAAUGGAGGAAUGGAAUGGCUGGAGAACUGUUCCUCUGGAUCCGCUUAUCACUGAUUGGCUGAUUACUGACUGGCUGAUCAAUGAUUGGCUGAUCACUGACUGGCUGAUUACUGACUUGCUGAUCACUGACUGGCUGAUCACUGAUUGGCUGAUCACUGAUUGGCUGAUCACUGACUGGCACUGACUGGCUGGAGAACUGUUGCUCUGGAUCCGCUGAUCGCUGAUCACUGACUGGGAGCCUAUCAGCACAGACGUUGAUUCAGACCCUCUCUGUCCUUCUCUCUUCUGUUGGUUUGUUAGUUUUGUUUGUUAGUUUUGUUUGUUAGUUUUGUUUGUUUGUUUGUUUGUUUGUUUGUUUGUUUUGGGGUUUACCGUGCCCACAGUGCCAGCUGUCUGCCUGC
Alosa alosa (allis shad) is the source of this 7497-nucleotide messenger RNA. RefSeq lists its product as uncharacterized. Lineage: Eukaryota; Metazoa; Chordata; Actinopteri; Clupeiformes; Clupeidae. The coding region runs from base 558 to 6047 and encodes 1829 amino acids. Gene Ontology annotation, cellular component: adherens junction; ruffle membrane. The record is from RefSeq and is a predicted model, not a curated record. Gene Ontology annotation, biological process: positive regulation of blood vessel endothelial cell proliferation involved in sprouting angiogenesis. The transcript is spliced from 6 exons.